AGCUAUUGAAGCUGACAUGCACAGGGUUAAACCCAGUUGCUGAAUUCACCCCCCUCCCCCUCCCAGUCCCCCUUUUCACAGUAGCCUGGCAGCUGUCCUAACUGCCUACUGAAGCCAAAUGCUUGAGGAGAGAGAGAGUAAGAAGCCAGCCAUGAAUCCCUUCCAGAAAAAUGAGUCCAAGGAAACUCUUUUUUCACCUGUCUCCACUGAAGAGGUACCACCUCGACCUCCCAGUCCUCCAAAGAAGCCACCUCCGAAAAUCUGUGGCUCCAACUAUCCACUGAGCAUUGCCUUCAUUGUGGUGAAUGAAUUCUGCGAGCGCUUUUCCUAUUAUGGCAUGAAAGCUGUGCUGACCCUGUAUUUCCUGUAUUUCCUGCACUGGAAUGAAGAUACCUCCACAUCUAUAUACCACGCCUUCAGCAGCCUCUGUUAUUUCACUCCCAUUCUGGGAGCAGCCAUUGCUGACUCAUGGUUGGGAAAAUUCAAGACAAUCAUCUAUCUCUCCCUGGUGUAUGUGCUUGGCCAUGUGAUCAAGUCCUUGGGUGCCUUACCAAUACUGGGGGGACCAGUGGUACACACAGUCCUAUCAUUGGUUGGCCUGAGUCUAAUAGCUUUGGGGACAGGAGGUAUCAAACCCUGCGUGGCAGCUUUUGGUGGAGACCAGUUUGAAGAAAAACAUGCAGACGAACGGACUAGAUACUUCUCAGUCUUCUACCUCUCCAUCAAUGCAGGGAGCUUGAUUUCUACAUUUGUCACACCCAUGCUGAGAGGAGACGUGCAGUGUUUUGGAGAAGACUGUUAUGCAUUGGCUUUUGGAGUUCCAGGAUUGCUCAUGGUGAUAGCACUUGUUGUGUUUGCAAUGGGAAGCAAAAUGUACAAAAAACCACCUCCUGAAGGAAACAUAGUGGCUCAAGUUUUCAAAUGUGUCUGGUUUGCUCUUUCCAACCGUUUCAAGAACCGUUCUGAAGACAUUCCAAAGCGGCAGCACUGGCUAGACUGGGCAGCUGAGAAAUAUCCAAAGCAGCUCAUUGCGGAUGUGAAAGCACUGACCAGGGUACUAUUCCUUUAUAUCCCAUUGCCCAUGUUCUGGGCUCUUUUGGAUCAGCAGGGUUCACGAUGGACUUUGCAAGCCACCAAGAUGAAUGGGAAUUUGGGGUUUUUUGUGCUUCAGCCGGACCAGAUGCAGGUACUAAAUCCCUUUCUGGUUCUUGUCUUCAUCCCGUUGUUUGACCUUGUCAUUUAUCGUCUGAUCUCCAAGUGUGGAAUUAACUUCUCAUCACUUAGGAAAAUGGCUGUUGGUAUGAUCCUAGCAUGCCUGGCAUUUGCAGUUGCAGCAGCUGUAGAGAUAAAAAUAAAUGGAAUGGCUCCACCCCAGCCAGGUCCCCAAGAGAUUUUCCUACAAGUCCUGAAUCUGGCAAAUGAUGAAGUGAAGGUGACAGUAUUGGGAAAUGAAAACAAUUCUCUGUUGGUAGAGUCCAUCAGAUCCUUUCAGAAAACACCACAUUAUUCCAAACUGCACCUGAAAACAAAAAGUCAGGAUUUCCACUUCCACCUGAAAUAUUACAAUUUGUCUGUCUAUGCUGAGCAUUCUGUGGAGGAGAAGAACUGGUAUAGUCUGAUCAUUCGUGAGGAUGGGAAAAGCAUCUCCAGCAUGAUGGUAAAGGAUGUAGAAGGCAAAACAACCAAUGGGAUGACAGCUGUGAGGUUUAUUAACACUUUGCAUAAAGAUGUCAACAUCUCCGUGGGUACAGAUAUCUCCCUCAAUGUUGCUGAAGACUAUGGUGUGUCUGCUUACAGAACUGUGCAAAGAGGAGAAUACCCUGCAGUGCAUUGUAAAACAGAAGAUAAGGACUUUUCUCUGAAUUUGGGUCUACUAGACUUUGGUGCAGCAUAUCUGUUUGUUAUCACUAAUAGUACCAGUCAGGGUCUUCAGGCCUGGAAGAUGGAAGACAUUCCAGCCAACAAAAUGUCCAUUGCAUGGCAGCUACCACAAUAUGCCCUGGUUACAGCCGGGGAGGUCAUGUUCUCUGUCACAGGACUUGAGUUUUCUUAUUCACAGGCUCCCUCUAGCAUGAAAUCUGUACUUCAGGCAGCUUGGUUGUUGACAGUUGCAGUUGGGAAUAUCAUCGUGCUUGUUGUGGCACAGUUCAGUGGCCUGGUACAGUGGGCUGAAUUCAUUUUGUUUUCUUGCCUGCUCCUGGUUGUCUGCCUGAUCUUCUCCAUCAUGGGCUACUACUAUGUUCCUGUAAAGCCAGAGGAUAUACAGGGUCCAGCAGAUAAGCAGAUUCCUCACAUCCAAGGGGACAUGAUCAACCUAGAGACCAAGAAGACAAAGCUUUGAUGACUCCCUGGACUCUGUCCUGACCCCAAUUCCCCAAUUCCUUGUCCUGUUCAAGCAUUUUUUUCUCCUAGUAGAUUAGGCAAGAGAGGUAGCAUUGUAAUUGAGCUGAUCUUCCACCUUUCUCCCAUGAUAGGAUAGAGACAGUUUAAAGACUGGGUUUUUCAGUACAUCUUUAAAUGAGGCCCCUGAGAUUCUAUCUAUGUCUUCUGAUCUAUCCAUAAACUCAGUAAAUCUUGUGCAGUGUUGCUAAAGCUGGCCUGGUGUCUCCUAAUGGCCGUGAAAAUACAACUGUAUAAUUAAGAUCAGUCUCUGAGGAUAUGCAAAGUUAUGUGGGAAUUCCUUUACAGGUACCUGCCAUUUAGAACUGAUAACACUGCUUUUUGAGGUGCUUGCUGAUUUAGGGGCAAAAUUGCAGAAUAAUAGAAAUGGUAUUUCAACUUUCUUUAGAAGCAAGGUAAUUGUGCUAUUAACAAGGACCUCAAGAAUUGGUAUGUAUGGUGUGAUCUGGUCCAGCCAGGGGCUGCCUUGUUGGUUAUCCAGGUUUGAUAAGACAUUAGUAAAGUUUUCAAUACAGAUGAUAGGAGACAACAUGCCAUUUUAUUAACACACAGUUAAUACAGUGAUUAUUAUAGUAUUUUAUCUUUUCAUCCAAAUACUUUUUGUUCAGUACUGAUAGAUCCUAGCACCCAGAUUAAAGAAAAUAAACACUCAUAAACAUGGUUCUGGAGAAUAGGAAUAGGUAUAAAUUGUAGAAAUUCUGAUGAGCCCAUUCAUCCUUUUACAGUACACAUUCCUCUUAGGAACUGUGAUGUUUUAUCCCUGGACUAUGUUGAUCUGUGGAUAGUUAUAUAGACAGUUAUUAUAAUUUUGCAACCUUGUUUUAUCAAUGGUGCUGGACCAGCUUUUUCUUAUUAUUAUAUCUUGUCUUGCCUAUAGCAACAAAUUUUCAAUAAUAACGUUUUUACAAGUGCAACUUUUGUUUUGUAAUUAUUCCAUUUAGCCUCAAAGUUGUGGUUCCAUUUUGAUAAUUUUUCCUGACUUGCUUUUCCCAUAAUUUUAAAAUAUUAUUUCUUCCUUUAGGUCUGAAAAUUCCCUUCUUAUUUAAAAAAUGUUGUAUUAAUGCUCUAGGUUUGAGGUCAUACAAUGGCAAUGCUCAAUAGAGAGGCAUAGACCCACAUAAGGAGCCUGUUAAAAUUUGUGGGUUGGGGGCUGGUAGAGCAUGCAAGCUUUUUGUUUGUAUGUGUACGUGUGUUAAUGAAAAGAGUUGGAAAACAUUACCUUGCAUACAAUAAAUGAAUCCAGGCAUAGGCAUGGGAAUACAAUGACUGUGCAAUGUGUUGCUAGGAAAAAAAGUUUAGAACCACUAAACUAGAGAGCCUCAUUUCCACUGGUUUUACAUUAUUCUCAUCUGGAAGAGUGUUGGGUCUCACAUUGUUAAUGUAACAGGUAAGAGAAUUUACUUUCCCAAGUUUUAUAUACUUCAGUUUUAAUGACUAUCAUUUCACAAGUACAGAAGUGGCAGCAAUGCCAACCCAGUUUUCUGAUCUCUUGAUGUGAACCUGACCCUACUCCUUUAGAAGACAGCCUGUUCACUUUAAAGCAGCUUUAACCUAAACUGUUCUAGAAAUAUUGUUUCAAGAGAUGUUAAUGCUUUUCUGUGAAUAAAAGUGUCUAUGGACAAAUAA
Molecule: messenger RNA, 4026 nt
Organism: Lemur catta (Ring-tailed lemur)
Lineage: Eukaryota; Metazoa; Chordata; Mammalia; Primates; Lemuridae
Gene: SLC15A2
Product: solute carrier family 15 member 2
Exons: 22
Coding region: 119-2341 (740 amino acids)
Biological process (GO): oligopeptide transport; transmembrane transport
Cellular component (GO): membrane
Molecular function (GO): dipeptide transmembrane transporter activity
Source: RefSeq, a predicted model, not a curated record